Hipposideros armiger (great roundleaf bat) is the source of this 342-nucleotide messenger RNA. It is a transcript of the gene SMIM48, whose product is annotated as small integral membrane protein 48. The record is from RefSeq and is a predicted model, not a curated record. Lineage: Eukaryota; Metazoa; Chordata; Mammalia; Chiroptera; Hipposideridae.
AUGAAGGACAUUCAACAGCCACACUUGCCAGGAGUAGAGAGUGCUACCCUAAGAGGCCUGUUGGACAAGCUUCCCCGGGAACAACCUCCUGCUGCCCACAUGCUCAAGUCCAGGUCCGUGUUGGGCAACAAGCCUGGUAGGCAGCUCUCAAAGGAGAGGGCGCAGGGGGCCCGUGCCAGGCACGCCUCAGAGGCUGCUGCGCACCCCCUACCCAAGGAGGAGGCCCCUCCAAUGGACGAGGGCUGCUAUCUUGACCAUUUCCCGCACCUCUCCAUUUACGCAGCCAUUGCCACUUUUAUCACCUCUGGCAUCUUUACCUAUAUCAAUUUAUAGCUUGCUUGA